Molecule: messenger RNA, 938 nt
Organism: Tripterygium wilfordii
Lineage: Eukaryota; Viridiplantae; Streptophyta; Magnoliopsida; Celastrales; Celastraceae
Product: eukaryotic translation initiation factor 5A-2-like
Exons: 5
Coding region: 138-617 (159 amino acids)
Biological process (GO): positive regulation of translational elongation; positive regulation of translational termination
Molecular function (GO): RNA binding; ribosome binding; translation elongation factor activity
Source: RefSeq, a predicted model, not a curated record
CCCUAGACAGGCAAGAAGAAGAGGAAAGCGAGAGGCUUGCUUUAAAAGGUCAUACCUUUUUUCUCGUAUAUUCUUCCCGGCGCCUCCCUCUCUCAGUCGCAGCAGCAGAAGCAAGGUUUUGUGUAAGUGACGAAGACAUGUCCGACGAGGAGCAUCAGUUCGAGUCGAAGGCCGAUGCCGGGGCCUCCAAGACUUACCCCCAGCAGGCAGGCGCCAUCCGCAAGAAUGGCUACAUCGUCAUCAAAGGCCGCCCUUGCAAGGUGGUUGAAGUUUCCACAUCGAAGACUGGCAAGCAUGGCCAUGCCAAGUGCCACUUUGUUGCAAUUGACAUCUUCAAUGGCAAAAAGCUUGAAGAUAUUGUGCCCUCUUCCCACAAUUGUGAUGUUCCCCAUGUUAAUCGCACUGAUUACCAGCUGAUUGAUAUUUCCGAGGAUGGAUUUGUAAGUUUACUCACUGAAAAUGGCAACACCAAGGAUGAUCUGAGGCUGCCAACUGAUGAUGCUCUUCUGACUCAGAUUAAGGAUGGCUUUGGUGAUGGAAAGGACCUGGUUGUGACUGUUAUGUCUGCAAUGGGGGAGGAGCAGAUCUGUGCCCUCAAGGACAUUGGUCCAAAAUAGUGUUGAGUCCCUAUAAUAUCAGUGGAAAGGAAUUUGCAACGGUUUUUAAUAGUUGGUCUGUCAUAAGACUUUCAGAUUGAUUUAAGUUCAUUCUGGAUCCGAAGGCUAUAUCACAGUGGUCUUGUGUGAUGGUUCUUUGCGUUGGGAACCAAAUCUUUUAUAGGUCUAUUUAUGCAUCUCUUCAUUUCGCUUUAGCCAAAUUUGGCCUUGAUAUAAGUGAGAGAUCCCAUGUGGAUUUACCUGUGGAAAUAUUCUCUUGUUAUGUGGUGAUCAAGACAAAUUAAGACUGAAGCAAAAAUUGUGGGGAGGGGAGGUGCUAUU